AUGGCUGAUUUUAGUUCAAGCUUUGACAUGCCGUCGGCUAUUUCAGAAUCUACCGAUGCUUCGGAGCUUCAGCGUCUGAUUGCUGCAGAGCAGCAGAAAGCGCAGUUUCAAGCGCAGGUUCACAAUUUCACUGAUGUUUGCUGGGAUAAAUGUUUGGACAAACCGAGUAGCAAAUUGGAUUCACGAACUGAGACGUGUCUCGUAAACUGCGUGGAACGUUUCAUCGACACAACCCUCACCAUCACGAAUCGCUUUACACAGAUGGUCCAGAAGAGCGGGCAUUGAUAAAGGACAGAGUGUCCUCAAGGACAGUUUGCACAGAUAUUUUUUUAUUUUCUUGGUGUCCUGUUUGCUGUCCGUUGGUGCAUCGAAGAGACUGUAAUGCCCAAAAAUGGCUUUUGUCAUCAGGACACGUCGUUUCCUUUUUGUAGUAUAAUUUGCGUCACAACAAUACUCAUCUGUAAAACUAACUGGGGUUAGAUUGUGAACAAUCGUAACUUUCAAAGAAAUUAGUGGAUUGUCUUCGAUUUAUGCAAGUGAACUUUAAUAAAGAGAUGACU
This is a messenger RNA of Xyrauchen texanus (razorback sucker), 560 nucleotides long. It is a transcript of the gene timm8b, whose product is annotated as translocase of inner mitochondrial membrane 8 homolog B (yeast). The record is from RefSeq and is a predicted model, not a curated record. NCBI's taxonomy places the organism in Eukaryota, Metazoa, Chordata, Actinopteri, Cypriniformes, Catostomidae.